Molecule: messenger RNA, 2590 nt
Organism: Spirodela intermedia
Lineage: Eukaryota; Viridiplantae; Streptophyta; Magnoliopsida; Alismatales; Araceae
Source: the annotation of a GenBank genome assembly
AUGGCUGGCACUCUGACACUCCUCUUCUCGAGAGGCGGCCGUGUUUUCGAAGCUCUCCGGCGGCCGGACGUCCCGGCACUCCGCCAACGCGACCACUUCACGAGUCCUAGGUCCUUGAGAAGGUUUAGGUUCCCUACGAUCGUCCUCAGGAUGGCGGCAUACGGCUCGGGUGGCGGCGAUGUUGAUCGGUUCGAGCUCUCUCCUUCGAGUGUCAUCAAGAUGAGGAAGGGGGACAUCACGGCGUGGUUCGUCGACGGAUCGACGGAUGCGAUUGUGAGCUUUGAAAACACAUCGUCUUCGUUAUGCCAUUUCGUUUUAAAAUCUUUUGACCGAGUGCUGUACGUGACGAGCGCGUUGCAGUUUUUAAUCUCCGACGGUGAUUUACCUUGGGGGGACGUGGUGUUAUUAUCUCUCUUAUCUACCUUACUGAUAUAUCUCAAGGCUGGCAUAUUUGGUGAUGGCUUCCUCGCCGCUUACAUCGGUAUCCUCUUAGGUAUAUAGAAAUAUUUUCAUUCGCUGAUCCCAAUCUGAUCAAGCUGAUUUCAAUCGAGCUUGAUGUUCAGGUAACAAUAUUUGCUUGGCUAGGGACCAUUCUGAUGGCUAUUCCAAAUUUUGAAUUCCUUGAUCCGAGGAGUCUGUUCGAAAUUUUAGGUGAAGUAUUCGAUCGAUAUCAUAACUAAACUGUGUACAUGUCUGCUGUCACUUAUGUUAGAUUCAAGGGCCUUUUUGUUCAUUUAAAGGGCCAAUCACUUCAUUUUCUUUUAUAUUCAUCAAUACAUAUUCAUGUGUGUUUGUGUUCAUAAUGCUUCCUUCUCCAUUUACCUAAUCCCCCAUUUAUUGAUAUUAGAUCAUUUUAGUGGCAAUCCUUUUACUUUCCAUCCAUCUAUCGUAUCAAUUCCCCCUCAUUUUAACACAUCAAUGGCCCGCACUAGACUUCACUUUCCUGAUAAAUCCCACGAUGAUAUUACCAUUAUCAGUAUAGUAUUUACUUAUCUGAUAGAAAAAAAAUAUACUUCUUGUGAAGAAGUGCAGAUCCUCCGUAAAGGCGUUUAGAUGCUGUCAAAUUAUUGUCUGGACUCUGUAUUAUUAUGGCUUUAUAAUGAUGAAUAGUAAUCAUGCGUUUCUGUAAUGAUCUCAGGUGAACGCAGCUAACGAGCGUAUGCUCGGAGGGGGUGGCGUAGAUGGAGGUAAAUUUACCAUCUAGUUUUAUUUUCUCUGAGAUGAUGAAUGCGACUUCAUCUUGCCCUUAUUAACAUCUGUUCCAGCCAUACAUAGAGCCGCUGGCCCUGAACUUCUAGCUGCAUGUUGUCAAGUGCCUGAGGUCAGACCUGGAGUCCGAUGUCCUACUGGCCAAGCAAGGAUAACCCCGUACGCCUUUCCACUGAGCUUUAUAUUACCUGUGUGCAUUUCUAUGCCUGCAUCUCAUCUUGGGGUUUAAACUUAUCCUCAAACGUCCAUAAUGUGCAGGGCCUUUAGAUUGCCUGCGUCUCGUGUAAUUCACACCGUGGGGCCCAUCUAUGAUACCGACAGUCAGCCUAAGGUAUCUCUUAGAAGCGCAUACAGGUCAGUCUCUUACCUUUGAUAGCGUUUUAGAGAACCACGGGGCCUGUAAAGCUUGUGUCCCAACCUCUUUUGCAUUCUUUCUGCGUGGCUUGUGGACCAUAUGUUUAGUAACCUGCCCCUAUUGCGUGCAGAAGCUGCUUGAGCCUUGCUAAAGAAAAUGGGAUCCAGUACAUUGCUUUUCCUGCGAUAUCCUGUGGUGUUUAUGGGUACGUUUGAUCAGUUCGUGGGGCAAGAGAAAGAGAGAGAGAGAGAGAGAGAGAGAGAGAGAGAGAGAGAGAAAGAGAGAGGAAUGUCCGUCUCUGAGGACUUUUAACAGAAAGUUGUCUCUUCUGCAGCUACCCUUACAAGGAGGCCUCCCAGAUUUCCAUAUCUGAGGUCAAGAAUUUCUCGAAUGACUUCAGAGAGGUAAUACUCUGCUGGAAUUAUGGUUUUGAAAAAAAUAUUAUCUACAACGCAGACUUUCUUCUGUUCUUCAAGAUUUUCCAUGUCUAAUACCUCACUUGUUUGCCGGGGGCUGCCUUCUUCCUGUUGAGAAAUUACUCACUCCAUCAUGAGAUCCGACCCUACUAGUGGCCGUCGUUCUUUAGGUAUGAUCGUGACUGUUCGACCCCAUCCCAUCAAUGGCCCACCUUCCUCUUUUCGCCUCCCAUUCAAUUCCUUACCACCCAAAUCUCCAGCACCUUUGCUGCAUCUCUCGACUGCUACCUUCUCUUGAACAGACAUCACAUGAUUCAAACCACAGAGCUGUUCAAGACAUGAUUGUGAUUGGUACUCAGAUGGUAAUUCUGCAAACUAGAGAUCGAUUAACUCUUCAAGAGGCCUCAUCACCGGUUGGAGGUCUUCCAUUCUGCAAAUAAUUACACACUGUUCAUCUCCUCUGCUGUGUUUUGCUAAAGUUUUUUUUUUUUUUUUUCUGAUUGCACCAUAUGAAAUUGAUGUGACAUCUCUCUCGCAGGUUCAUUUUGUUCUGUUCUCAGAUGAGAUCCACAAGACGUGGAUUGAGACUGCCCAUGAACUGCUGCCGUAA